This is a messenger RNA of Capronia epimyces CBS 606.96, 1488 nucleotides long. RefSeq lists its product as uncharacterized. The record is from RefSeq and is a predicted model, not a curated record. The coding region runs from base 1 to 1488 and encodes 495 amino acids. Lineage: Eukaryota; Fungi; Ascomycota; Eurotiomycetes; Chaetothyriales; Herpotrichiellaceae. The transcript has a single exon.
AUGAAAAUAGAAGAACUUACCAUUGCUCUUGCUCAUGAUGCGUUCCGUUCUGGUGCCUAUACCUGUAAGGAGUUGACCGGCGCCUUUUUGGACCGAAUCGAUAGACUGGACAAGAACGGGCCAAGAAUACACUCGACGUUGGCUAUCUCAAAGGAGGCACUAGACGAAGCAGAACUGCUCGACAAAUAUUUCCGUGACCAUGGCAAAUUCAAAGGUCAUCUCCAUGGGAUACCAGUCCUGGUUAAAGACCAGGCCGACACGAAGGGUUUGAUCACAACUUACGGCUCCAUAGCAGCCAAAGAUAAUGUGCCAGACGAAGACGCCACUGUCGUCAGGAAGUUGAAGGAUGCAGGAGCAAUUAUCUUGGGCAAAACCACGAUGCCCGACUGGGCCACUUCAUGGUUCUCCACUUCGUCAGUCACCAACUGGGAAUUCACUCAUAACCCUUACAAACUUGGAUAUGAUGUCGGAGGAUCGUCCUCGGGCUCCGCAGCAGCAGUUGCGGCCAACUUUGCCAUGCUUGCCGUUGCAGAAGACACCGGAGGGUCGAUCAGGUGUCCGGCAUCGUUCACCAACCUCGUAGGGAUCCGAUGCACUCCAGGGUUGAUCAGCCGCAGUGGAUUCUCUCCUCUGAUCAAAACGCAGGACACCCCGGGUCCCGUGGCAAGGACGGUGCAGGAUUGUGCCUUGAUGUUGGACUGUCUCGUCGGAUUUGACCCCAAGGACGAAUGGACUGCGGUCGCUGUCACAGCCCCCAAACCCAUGGGUGGAAGCUAUGCGGCCAACCUUGACCACACAGCCAUAUCGAAGGCUAGAAUUGGAAUUGUCCGCUCGCUUCUCGGACCCGACAGUGACCCAGCUUGUCGUUCAGUGAACGGGGUUGUGAAGCAGGCAAUUGCAAAGCUUCAACUUGCUGGCACGGAAUUCGUUGAUGUUGACCUUCAAGGAUUGAAACAUUACAUGACCGCCACCCCUACAUAUGUGGUCCGGUCAAGGUCGGAUAUCAAUGAGUUCCUGGCGACGAAGCCGCAUCUUCCCGAAGAUAUAGCACUGAUUGUCCCGCCAAAGCCACUGCAUCCAGCUCUCGAUCUUACAUCCGCGGUCGCUGAUGGGCCCAGGGACCCAAUGAAGGACCCAACAUACCUCAAACGGUUGCUUGAUAGAGAUGAAUUCCAGCGCCGAGUGACAUGUCUGAUGGCGGAACAUGGGCUCGAAGCCCUGGCAUUUCCUGACGUCCAAGUCCCGCCUCUACGACAUGAGGACUGCACAAAUGGUCGGUUUCCCACCUGCUGGGACCUGCCUGUCAACACGUUACUGGCAAGUCAGGCCCGGAUCCCGGCAGUCAGUGUUCCCGUCGGUUUUACAGAGGAUGGAUUACCGGUCGGAAUGGAGCUGGUCAGCUGGGAAUAUAGGGAACAGGCCUUGCUGCAGCUGGCACGAGGCGUUGAAUACCACGUUCCCGCAAGGAGAGCACCGCAGCUGGAGUAG